Molecule: messenger RNA, 1534 nt
Organism: Cynara cardunculus var. scolymus (artichoke)
Lineage: Eukaryota; Viridiplantae; Streptophyta; Magnoliopsida; Asterales; Asteraceae
Product: leucine carboxyl methyltransferase 1 homolog
Exons: 14
Coding region: 60-1163 (367 amino acids)
Biological process (GO): methylation
Molecular function (GO): methyltransferase activity
Source: RefSeq, a predicted model, not a curated record
CAAGUUUCCUUUGUAUUUUUUUCACCGCUGCAACCGAAUCUUCGAGUUCAAGAAGAAAAAUGGAGAAAUCUAUGGGAGGAGAUUCGCGUAGCAACAAAGCAGCUGUUCAAGCAACAAACGACGAUGCUUCCGCCAGUAAAUUGUCUUGUGUCAAGAAAGGAUACAUCAAAGAUGACUACGUACAUUUAUUUGUAAGGAGGCCUGUGAGGAGAUCUCCAAUAAUAAAUCGUGGUUACUUUGCUCGUUGGGCUACUUUCCGGAAGCUUCUCUUUCAAUUUCUGAAUAGUGAGCCAAAAUCAAAUGAAGGUCAUGUAAAGAAGCAAAUUUUGUCUCUGGGAGCUGGGUUUGAUACAACAUACUUUCAGUUGCAGGAUGAAGGGAAGGCACCACAUUUGUACGUUGAAUUGGAUUUCAAGGAGGUGACUUGUAAGAAGGCGACCAUUAUUGACACUUCUGCCCAGUUAAGGGUAAAAAUUAGUGAAUCUGCAUCAAUCUGCCGAGCCUAUAGCUUGCUUUUUCAUGUCAAUGAUCAAGUCCAGGAAUGCUUCCACAAUUUGGGGGAUCAGAGAUCAGUUCUCUCAGAGAAAGGAGAAGUAAUCAGUGAUCAUUACAAACUUCUUCCCAUCGAUUUGAGGGACAUACAAAGCUUGAAUGACCUUAUAUUAGCUCAUAUGGAUCCAAGCUUGCCAACAUUUAUAAUUGCAGAAUGUGUGUUAAUAUACUUGGAUCCUGACCCAAGCCGUGCUAUUGUUGAAUGGGCUUCUAGAGCAUUUUCUACAUCAAUAUUUUUCUUAUAUGAGCAGAUUCUUCCGUAUGAUGCGUUUGGGCAGCAAAUGAUCAGAAACUUGGAGAGUCGAGGCUGUGGACUAUUAGGCAUUUAUGCUACACCAACACUACAUGCAAAGGAAAAACUUUUCCUUGACCAGGGUUGGCAGAGAGCUGUUGCGUGGGAUAUGCUGAAGAUAUAUACUAGCUUCAUUGAAUCUCAAGAACGACAAAGGAUUGAACGAUUGGAGUUGUUUGACGAGUUUGAAGAAUGGUACAUGAUGCAGGAACACUACUGUGUCACUUAUGCUAUCAACGAUGCCAUGGGCAUGUUCGAGGAUUUUGGUUUCCCUAAAGACCAGCCUGUGACUGUUGCAUCUACAACAGCAUCUCCAUGAGCUUUGCAUCUGCUCAUAUUUGUAAUAAGAUUGGGUAACUAGUUACUUAUAUAUAUAUAUAUAUAUAUAUAUAUAUGUCAUGUGAGUGGCACGUGAUAACCAAGAACUACCAAAAUUCCCAAAUGGGUAAAAAGCUUGAUACCAAAAUCUUGUGUAAUUCUGGAUUAUUUAGGGUUAAAAAAAAGAUUCUUUUGUUAUAGGUUUUGUCAUAAAAGACAUUGUGGGUCCCUUCCCUUGUAGUGUGUUGGGGUUUUUGUCUUGAUAGGGAGUGAGUAGGAGUAGGACUUAUCAUGGUUGGUUUCAGUAAGUUGUUGGUCUUUUAAAUUCUGGAUUCAUUUAUUUUGUUUUUCAGACUUAUUUUUUGUCUUUUU